This is a messenger RNA of Fonsecaea erecta, 1704 nucleotides long. RefSeq lists its product as hypothetical. NCBI's taxonomy places the organism in Eukaryota, Fungi, Ascomycota, Eurotiomycetes, Chaetothyriales, Herpotrichiellaceae. The coding region runs from base 1 to 1704 and encodes 567 amino acids. The record is from RefSeq and is a predicted model, not a curated record. The transcript has 2 exons.
AUGGACAUCACCGACACCGUCGCGCUCAAGACUAACCACCCGGACGUGAACGGGGUCUUCGUCAGCGUGGGGGAGGGCGACGCCAACGACGUGAUGGAGCCGGGGUACCUCUCGAACCUCGUCACGGACAGCUACGUCAUCGGGUUCAGCCUCAUGAACAAGGAGUCCAACUGGUCGCUCGACAGGGCCGGGCACGGGGAGUCGGUCGGGUACAAGGACGUGUCCAUCGUGGGCUUGAUCGACGGCUGGGUGGCCCUGGACAUCGUCGUGACCGACGCCCUGGUCUUGUUGCCGUCCGAGAACAUUAUCAGCCACACGACGACCUACGUGCGCAUCGGCCUGCCCAUGAGCGCCUUCAGCAAGAUGUACGCGGCGCUGAACAUGUGCGGGCGCGUAGGCGAGAUCAGGGACGGGAUCUGCUGGCUGAAUAUGGACACGAACGGGGGCGUGUUGAAGGACAUACCCAGGACCAAGUUCAUCUACACGGCCAAGUCCGGGGACGACCUGAUCAUAAGGACCGCGUGCGGGGUCGGCGGCAUGACCAAGGUCAUCGGUAGGGGCGAGGCCUCGUGCCUGGUCUCGUUCAGGGUCAGGGUCAAGUACGCCACGGUCAAUAUAAACCCGGCCGUGACGACGCUGAUCGUGACCGCGGACAAAAUCGUGUACACCGUGAGGACCAGCGCGCUGACCACGCGCACGGCCCCGCACCCGGAGAUGUGCAAGAGGCUGAUCAAGGCCUGCGUCAUCUGCAAGGGCAUGACGCCGGUGCUGGUCGCGUGCAAGGAGUACGACCCGAAUAGGUACCCGAACACGCCCGUCAACGUGUGGCUGCACAACCACGCUAAGAGCAACAGGAACAACGUCAGGAACAGCCUCAAGUUCACGUUCUGCGACACGUGCAAGGGCAUGAACACGGUCACGACCCAGCCCGAGUGCGACAACCACUAUAAGGACGUCGUCCAGUACAUCAUCCACGUCGUGAGGGUCUCGUACCUGGGCGUGACCGAGGUGAGGAACAAGACCGGGCACGGCAUCAUCUUCUUGGACGGCGACAUAUCGGCACCGGGAUCACCAAUACCGUCAGGAUCGAGAGGAAGAUCGGGAUCGGCUCCGACUCUCGGACAGCAUCCUGACGACGAACGUCAUGAGCCACCCGGUGAUGAGCAUGAGGGUCAACGCGAUGGUGCAGUAGAACGGGGCGAGCACGACGAUGACGACCAUCAUGACGUUCGCGACCACGUGCACGGUCACGACCAACUACAGGCACAUGACGGCCACGACGACAGCGGUGAUGGUGACGAUGGUGGUGGUGCAGAUGGACGCGAACAUCGGCAGGAGCGUGGCGCUGGAGGUGGACCUGACGAAGACCAUCUCGAUCACCGUCGAGAUGUGCGUGGGCAUGAACUCGCGGAGGAUGAGGUUCACGUUGCCGCCGAGGAACAUGCGGCUGCAGUUGAUGAGCCACGGGAUGAUGAACUUGUCGGUGAACAGGACCGUGCUGGUGAACGUGCCCAGCCCCGCGUGGGUGCUCGGGGACAUGGACGCGCCCGUGGCGUUGUCCGUCAACGUGGGGGUGGACGGGCCCCUGGACAUGUUGGUCGCCAUCAACAGCGUCCUCACUCCGAGCUGAAGCGCAUUCCGACCAGCGGCAACCUCAGGGGCGCCACCAGCGGCAGGAAGACGUCGACCAUCACGACGAAGUAG